Molecule: messenger RNA, 978 nt
Organism: Rhagoletis zephyria (snowberry fruit fly)
Lineage: Eukaryota; Metazoa; Arthropoda; Insecta; Diptera; Tephritidae
Source: RefSeq, a predicted model, not a curated record
AAAUAAAGAAAAACAAGACCCAAAUGAUAGCACCAUUUGUGGAAAAGAAUGUAUUUUACGCAGAUAUUACUAAAAUGAUGAUUGCAUGCGGAAUUCCACUUUAUAAAUUGAAGAGUGUGGAAUUCAAAUCAUUCUUUGAAAAAUACGUUCAGGAAUCCCUUCCCGAUGAAUCAACUCUUAGAAAAAAUUACGUGAAGGAUUGUUACGAGUCCGUUUUGCAGAAAAUUCGUUUAGAAAUAGGAGAAAGCCCCAUCUUUGUGUCCAUCGAUGAAACUACAGAUAAGGCAGGCCGCAGUGUAACCAACGUUAUUGUUGGACCGUUGCGUGAAAGCGGACGCGGCUAUCUCUUGACGGUGGAGGUGUUGGAUAAGGUGAACUCAUCAACAAUCGCAACAUUGUUUGACGAUUCUAUGCACAUUUUAUGGCCAAUAGGAUUCCAACGUGAAAAAGUGUUGGUAUUUGUGACUGAUGCAGCACCCUACAUGAAGAAAAGUGCGUCAUCAUUGAAGCUGCUUUAUCCUAAUAUGAUUCAUAUCACCUGCGUCGCACAUGGCGUACACCGGGUCUGCGAAUCUCUACGCUCGAAGUACUCAGAUGUUGACGUCUUAAUUUCAAACUUAAAAAAAGUUUUCUUGAAAAGCCCAUUCAGGGUGGCAGUUUUCAAAGAAAUGGAACCCAAUCUUCCUCUGCCUCCUCACCCGAAUAAUUGACCAAAUAACGGACGAUGCAGCAUGUGUCAGUUUCUCGAAGCAAUUGUUGAGCAAAAAAUCGGUUCAGGGGAAUUUGAUAUAUAUAAAAUGCAAUUUUGGUUUUCUUUUAGAGGAAAAAGUUUUCGAACGUCUACAGAAAACAGGUUGUGGAAAAACCAAAUUCUCAGUAAAAAAUUAAUAAUUCACAUACACUUUUUAUGUAAUUGUAGGAACUCCAGUUGGUGAGGUAUUAAAUAUUUUGGAUAACAUUGAGAAGCGGCUUAUAGAA